Molecule: messenger RNA, 1304 nt
Organism: Nematolebias whitei (Rio pearlfish)
Lineage: Eukaryota; Metazoa; Chordata; Actinopteri; Cyprinodontiformes; Rivulidae
Gene: hirip3
Product: HIRA interacting protein 3
Exons: 8
Coding region: 21-1304 (427 amino acids)
Cellular component (GO): nucleus
Source: RefSeq, a predicted model, not a curated record
AAAAAUGCCCAGUGUUUAAAAUGGUGUCAAAUAAGGAGACUGCGGGUAUCCGCAAGUUUAUUGUACAGCAACUUCGAGAUGAACCAGACUUAAGCACGUUGACGAUAGGAAUAUUAAAAAAGAAAUAUAUGGCCCAUGUGAAAUGUGAUUCAUUAAGUCCUGAAGCAAAAAAAAUCAUGAAAUCAGUGGUGGAAGAAGAACUUGUGAAGAUGCAGAAAAAUGAUAAAAGUGAAAGUGAUUCUGAGAAUGAAAAGCCCAAGAAUAAAAGAAAGAGAGAAAGGGAGCAGAAAAAGGAGGGAAGUGAAGAAGAAAACCCCACAGCAAAAAAAUCACGAUCCCAUCAUUCAAGCUCAUCAUCAGAUUCAGAGGACGACGGAGACUGCAAGCUGGGAAGUUUGAAGCGAAGACAAUCUCAAGCCGAUGAUGGAAAGCAAGAGAUGAAAAAGUCCGCCCCGGAAAGAACUGGCAACACUAAACAUCAGAAUACAAGUGACGAGUCCUCAGAUGAGGAGGUGAAUGAGUCGGAAGAAAGCAGGAACACGAGUAACAGUCCAGAGGAAACUGUAAAAAAGAAAGCAAACACUUUGAAGAAUGAAGAGAAGAGACGCGGCAGCCGAAGUGUUGGGAAGAAAUCGGUAGAGAGUGAUCAGGAGAGCGAUUUGGAUAAGUCAGAAAAAAGUGACAAACUCAAUCACAGUGAAUCUUCUGACAACGAAAAAGCAGAAAAUGUGUUGAUAGAAAAGAAAAACGAGUCGGAUUCAUCAUCCCUGCCUUCUUUGGAGGAAGAGAAUCGGAGUGGGAAAGAAGACGCACGAGAUGAGAAGAAGAAAAAGAAAAGGGUGAAAACGGAUCAGAGCACUCGAGGCCCAAAGGAUGAGGACAAGGCAGUCAUACGACUCAAACGUUACAUUGCUCUCUGCGGUGUGAGGAGGAACUACAAGAAGCUGCUCGAUGGCUGCCGCUCCACUCGCUCCAAAGUAGCCGUUUUAAAAAAGGAGCUUGAAGAUCUUGGUGUCCACGGAAACCCGUCUAUUGAGAAAUGUAAAAAGAUCAGAAUGAAGAGAGAAGAAGACCAGGAAGUGGCCGAGCUUGAUGUCGGCAACAUCAUCACAACAGAAGGACGUCCUAAACGAAGAGGAACCUCAGCAAGGCAGGAACGGGACCCUCCUUCCUCCUCUUAUCAGCGUACUCUGAACUCUGGCUCCGAUAGUGAUAGGGAAAACAAUACAGAUGCAGGACGCAGAAAAAAGUCUGACUGGGCCAACCUGCGAGGGAUUAUCAGCGAUGACGCAGACAGUGACUAA